Messenger RNA from Bemisia tabaci, 1831 nucleotides. NCBI's taxonomy places the organism in Eukaryota, Metazoa, Arthropoda, Insecta, Hemiptera, Aleyrodidae. The record is from RefSeq and is a predicted model, not a curated record.
GACGAUGAAUCUGAUGUUUUUCAACCGAAAAAAUCAGCUAAAAAUCUUUUCACUGCCAUUGACACGAAGCAAGCUUCAGGUGCUUCAAAUGCAGUGAAAGAGAAGGUUAAUUCUGGACAUAAGAGUAAGGAUUCCUGUAUUCUUGGCCCAGCUUCUAUUCAAACGCAACCGAUGGAUUCUACACCCUCGGAUCCUGCCUGGAAACUCGUGGUUUCGAAGCGGAAGACCCGCCACGACCCAGAUUCACCAGUGAAAGUUCCUCCUAAGAAGACCAAGGAUAAAAGACAACCUAGUGUUAAUGUGCCUAGUAGUAGUAAUAGUAGUAAUAAUAAAUUUAGUGCUCUAGGUAUAGAAAAACCUGAAACUAAAGAUAGGGUCCCUCCCCCAAUUCUAGUUUCUUUUGUUGCAGAUCCUUCUAAGUUUAAAAGCAUGGUUGUCGAUCUUAUCGACAAAAAUGCGUUUAUCAAGAUUGUGAAUAAAUCGCAGGUUAAAAUUAAAGCUUCUUCAACGUCUAAAUAUGACGAAUUAAUAAGUAGUUUUAUACAGAAUAAAGAUGUAAAGUUCCAUACUUACAAGAAAGCAAACGAAAAGACAAUCAGGGCAGUAGUAAGAGGUCUCCCUGCUGACUUUAGUGUUGAUAAAAUCAAAUCAGCUUUUGAGGGAAAGUUUAAAGGUCUUAUUGUGAAAAAUGUUUCCCAAGUUCGUCACCAAAUUACGAAAAGUCCACAGCCUUUAUUUUUUGUGGAUUUUCUGUCAAAUAAUUUGGUGUCAAAAGUAUGGGACGUGAAAUCCAUUCAGGAUUUCAUCGUAUCUGUCGAACGCCCUAAGGGUCGUAGGGAGGUCAUUCAAUGCAAGAAUUGCCUCGCCUUUGGGCAUGCGAGAUCCUCGUGUUAUCGAGAUCCUCGAUGCCUACUGUGCGGGGAUUUUCAUGCAUUGAGUGACUGUCCUCGCCCUGAGGAGUUUAAUAAAAUCUUGCUCCCUGUAUAUCCCACGUGCGUUCACUGCGGUGAAAUGCACGCGGGAAAUUACAAGGGAUGCAAGGUUUACAAACAGAUUCGUAAGAAACGAUCUGGUAAAAAGGUGAAGGCAACCGAAACCAAAUUUGCCAAUCACCAGUUUGUCCCUUCGAGAAACUUAACAACUCAGGGAAAAUCGUAUGCUCAAGUUUUAGCUGGUAAUACAGAAAGCAAGAAUAAGACAGUUUCAAACACCCAAUCUGUUAUCAACGUACAAGUUCCUAAUAUUUCCGAUAAGCGUAUUAAGACUUUAGAGGAACUAGUUAUCAAGCAAUCUGAACAGAUUGAAAGGAUGAUGAAGGUUAUUGAGGCCUUUCUUCCAGCGUUAUUACGCGGAGCCAGCCUCUCUAUACCUUGAUCAUCCUUUCAAUUCUCGUUCGUUUACACACCUUCGGGUUUUUAUUCUUUUCAUGUUCUUUUGUAUUGUUUGUUCGCCGUUCGAGGUUGUAAAUUCCUCAUUAGAUUUUUAUCAGUUUACUUAUGCUAGGUUCCUUUUUUCUCCGUAAUUGGUUUUUUUGUGCCUGUAAAUAUAAAUCUCUUAGUUAGUAUCCUUAGUUCAUAAAGAUAGUAUACUAUCUCUUUACAUUUAUUUCAUGUCUAGGUUAUAAGCGAUUAUCGUAUGUGACCUAGAAUUUAUAAAAAGUAGAUUAGGAGAUUACUUCUCUCGCAUUGACUUAGAUUUAAUCUUGAUUAGAUUAGAAACGCGUGUUGCGCAGCUUAGAAUAGUGAUUAUAUGAUAACAAUCGGUACAAUCCUAUAUGUUUAUUUGUAUUCUUAUUCAAAUAAAUGAAUUUAAAACAAAAAAAAAAAAAAAA